Molecule: messenger RNA, 3965 nt
Organism: Chionomys nivalis (European snow vole)
Lineage: Eukaryota; Metazoa; Chordata; Mammalia; Rodentia; Cricetidae
Gene: Letm1
Product: leucine zipper and EF-hand containing transmembrane protein 1
Exons: 14
Coding region: 185-2401 (738 amino acids)
Biological process (GO): intracellular monoatomic cation homeostasis
Cellular component (GO): mitochondrial inner membrane
Molecular function (GO): ribosome binding; calcium ion binding
Source: RefSeq, a predicted model, not a curated record
CCCGCGCCUCCGGACGUCUUUGCCGGGACAUGGCCGCGGCCGGUACCGGGUCCUUAAGCUGAUUGCCGGCUGCCGGAGCUAACUGCUGUCGUCAACAGUCCGCGCGGGCCGGUCCCAGGCGUCGGGACGGCGACGAGCCGCCGAGGAAGCGGGGCUCGCCAUAGGACGCCGCCGCGGCGGGCGCAUGGCGUCCAUCUUGCUCAGGAGCUGCCGCGGCCGGGGCCCUGCGCGCCUCGCGCCUCCCCGCGCAGUCUCCCCGCGGGGUAGUCGGAGGGAUCGAGCUUGUCUCAGUUGUGCCAGCACCGUGGGGUUGAUAAGCCAUGAGAAAAUUCUAUCUCGCUGCUGUCCUCCAGUCAACCCUGUGUACCUCUGCUUCAAAGGUGAGCCCCGCAGCCGUUGGACUCAGAGGCUUGAGUGCCAGGGCACCAUUGCAAGGGCAACAUGGACACCUGCCUCUGCAAGAUUGGUUGUCACAGGACCUCAGUACCUUCCUGUGCGCAGCUGGCACUCAUCACCUCCCCUAGGAGAGGACUCUGUGAUAGAGAAGUCCCUUAAGUCCUUAAAGGACAAGAAUAAGAAGCUGGAAGAGGGUGGCCCUGUGUACAGCCCGCCAGUUCAAGUGGUAGUAAAGAAGUCCCUUGGGCAGAAGAUACUGGAUGAGCUGAAGCACUACUACCAUGGCUUCCGCCUGCUCUGGAUCGACACCAAGAUAGCUGCCCGCAUGCUGUGGCGCAUCCUCAAUGGCCACACGCUGACCCGCCGGGAGCGCAGGCAGUUUCUCCGGAUUUGUGCAGACCUCUUCCGCCUAGUGCCCUUCCUGGUGUUCGUGAUCGUGCCCUUCAUGGAAUUCCUGCUGCCUGUAGUUGUAAAGCUCUUCCCCAACAUGCUGCCAUCCACAUUUGAAACCCAGUCCAUCAAGGAGGAAAGGCUGAAGAAAGAGCUUCGGGUAAAGCUGGAGCUAGCCAAGUUUCUCCAGGACACCAUAGAGGAAAUGGCCCUGAAGAACAAGGCAGCCAAGGGGAAUGCCACCAAAGACUUCUCUGCAUUUUUCCAGAAGAUCCGGGAGACAGGAGAAAGACCCAGCAAUGAGGAAAUCAUGCGUUUUUCCAAAUUAUUUGAGGAUGAACUGACCCUGGAUAACCUCACGAGGCCUCAGCUAGUGGCACUGUGCAAGCUGCUGGAGCUUCAAUCCAUCGGCACCAACAACUUCCUGCGUUUCCAGCUCACCAUGCGCCUGAGGUCCAUAAAGGCUGAUGACAAAUUGAUUUCUGAGGAAGGAGUGAACAGUCUGAAUGUCAAGGAAUUGCAGGCAGCAUGUCGAGCACGAGGCAUGCGAGCACUUGGCGUCACAGAAGACCGUCUGAAGGACCAACUGAAUCAGUGGCUCGACCUGCACCUCCAUCAUGAGAUCCCCACAUCAUUGCUCAUACUGUCCCGGGCCAUGUAUCUCCCAGACACCCUCUCACCUGCUGACCAGCUCAAGUCCACCUUGCAGACCCUUCCAGAAAUCGUGGCAAAGGAGGCUCAGGUGAAAGCAGCAGAGGUGGAGGGCGAGCAGGUAGACAACAAGGCGAAGCUGGAGGCCACACUGCAGGAAGAGGCUGCCAUCCAGCAGGAGCACCUGGAAGAACUGCAGAGGGCUGCCGAGGCGGUGAAGGACACCCAGCCAGAAGUAGCAGAAGCCACCAUUCCUGGGAGGCCAGGGGCCGAGCUUCAGCCAGAAGUGCCUGUUGUGAGUGUGUCCUCAGAGACACUGAAGGAUACAGCACCUGUGCUAGAGGGAUUGAAGGGAGAAGAAAUAACCAAGGAGGAAAUUGACAUCCUCAGUGAUGCCUGUUCUAAGCUAAAGGAACAAAAGAAGUCCCUGACCAAGGAGAAGGAGGAGCUGGAGCUGCUCAAAGAGGAUGUCCAGGACUACAGUGAGGACUUACAGGAGAUCAAAAAGGAACUUUCAAAGACCGGUGAUGAAAAAUAUAUAGAAGAAUCCACAGCUAGCAAGAGGCUGACAAAGCGAGUCCAGCAGAUGAUCGGGCAGAUCGAUGGCCUGAUUGCACAGCUAGAGACCAGUCAACAGAAUGGCAAACUGGGCCCCCAGGAGAGUUCUCCAACAGGGGAGAGUGUCAUCAGUGUCAGUGAGCUCAUCACCGCCAUGAAGCAAAUCAAGCACAUUCCAGAACACAAGCUGAUCAGUUUGGCUUCAGCCCUGGAUGAAAAUAAGGACGGCAACAUCAACAUCGAUGACCUUGUUAAGGUGAUCGACUUGGUGGACAAAGAAGAUGUUCAGAUCUCUACCACCCAAGUAGCCGAAAUUGUGGCCACACUAGAAAAGGAGGAAAAGGUGGAAGAGAAGGAAAAGGCCAAGGAAAAGGCUGAGAAAGAGGCUGCAGAAGUGAAGAAUUAGAACUGCCUGGCUUUUGGCCCACAGGGUCUGCCUUCAUCAUGCUACACCAACCACAGUGGGGAUGACACAAGAGUGAUUGCUAUGAGGUGAUUCUUAGUGACAAAUCUAAUAUUUUAUCUGGAAUAAAUCAGAAACUUCUUUAAUCAAGCAAUUUUUAAUUUUCAUCAUUCCAUGAAGAUUCAGUCAGCCUGGAGCCCUAGAGCCCUCUGAGUGAUUGUGUCUGGACUCAUGCCUUGGUGUGAUACUAAAUGGCCCUAACCCAUGGGGUAAGGGGACAGCCACCACUAGGAUCAUAGUCUCACACUCUGACCCCUAGCUCCAAAGGUAGCUUGGGCUAGACUGGGUAGGAAAGUAUUUCCCUGUUUAUGUCCUUACUCGCUCAGGGUCUGGCCAAGCCUCUGUCCCUUGAGAGGAGAGUGAGAACCAAGUGGACUCCCAGCACCUGUGUGGAGCCAAGUAAAUGUGCCUGCAUUUCUCCAGAGGCCUUGGAAUAGGAGGUAGACAGACACAACGCAGGCCUCCUCUGCGCUGAAGACGUUGAAGUCAGUCUGAGGACUUGGGAUUCCUCCAGGAGAUCUGUGUGCUCACUCCUCCACGGUUGUGUCGUAACUGCUAGUCCCUGACAGCAUUGUCUCUCUUGUAUGGAUUCUGAAGCAUGUUGACUGGAGUGUUCUCAAUUUACCAUUGAUUUUCACCUAAUUCUAUAACUGACUAGUACUGAAUUUUCAUACAUGACUAUUCGCCUAGCUCGUGAGUAGUUCCGUAAUUAACAGGGGACAUACACUGAAGAAGCCUUUGAAAUGAAAUUGGGCAGUCCACAUUGCUGAGUAGCCCUGGGGGAUAGAGCUGAUACCUGAAACCUGAACAUACCUGAGGCUUUGUGGCUUUUAACAUAAAACUUAAGUCCUGCCCAGGACAGUGGCCAAGAUGGGGCUUCACAAGGCUGUCUCGUCACAGAUGCUCUUGAAUGUGCUCCUGCCUCCAGCAGUGAGGAAGUAGUCUGUGGUACCAUGGAGCUUUCGGCGUGGUGUUCCGUGCCUGCUAACGGCUCGCUGGCACCCCUCUGAGUGGAGAUGCACUAGUUCAGCGUCCAGAGCUUUUGCUGAGUGGCCAGCACCCUUUCUUACUUGGAGAUGGCUGCUUGGGCAGGCCAGGGCUGAGUAUCCUGUGGCCUCACCACCACCCUCCCACUGUAACCCCAUCCUAGGAACACAGAAAGCAAGAUCAUGAGUUCAGCUUGGGCUAUCCUGUCCAGGAAAAUGAUUCUUGGGACUCCAGACAGGAUCUAGAAGAUGUGCAGAGAAGCAGCAACUAGAAUGGAACUUUCUCGGUUUCUUGAAACUUUUCUUAAAGGAAGCAUAUGAUGCUAAGCAAGAAUAAAAUAAUUCUCACACGUAAGCCUGUGCAGAGUAACAGUGGAAGGAGCCUAGUGAAUAUAUGGUCACAUCUGUGCGUCCUUGUGUACCCUAGCAGCCUGGUUCCCACUGUUAGUGUGUACUUCUGAGGACAAGAUUGUGGUUGCCAAAUGUGUUCCCACAAUGAAUUGUUUCUCUUUUGAGCAGCA